Messenger RNA from Nothobranchius furzeri (turquoise killifish), 4197 nucleotides. RefSeq names its product Rap guanine nucleotide exchange factor 4a (gene rapgef4a). Gene Ontology annotation, molecular function: guanyl-nucleotide exchange factor activity. Gene Ontology annotation, biological process: positive regulation of GTPase activity; Ras protein signal transduction. NCBI's taxonomy places the organism in Eukaryota, Metazoa, Chordata, Actinopteri, Cyprinodontiformes, Nothobranchiidae. The record is from RefSeq and is a predicted model, not a curated record. Gene Ontology annotation, cellular component: plasma membrane.
UCGGCUCGGUGAGGACGGUGAGGUGACAUGGUCUGGUCCAGCCUUCCUCUCUUCCCCUGUCCUCUACUCUACUCUCCUCUCCUCUCCUCUGCAGCAGCGUCAGCACCAGCACCAGGAGUUUCGGCUGAAUUACACAAUGGUGGCGGCACACGCCUCUUCUCAUUCGCCGGAAUCUGCCGAGUGGAUCGUUUGUCUGGAUAAGAGACCAGCGGAGCGCUCUGGUGAGGACGUCGACAUAAUCCUGGCACGACUAAAGCACGUGAAGGCCUUGGAGGGAUUCCACCCCAGUUUGUUGCAGCAGAUUUGUUUGUGCGGAUUCUAUGAGUGCUUGGAGAAAGGGAUCACCUUGUUUCGCCAAGGCGACAUCGGCACCUGCUGGUACGCUGUGUUCUCUGGUUCACUGGAUGUAAAAGUGUCUGAAACUUCAAGAUAUCAGGAUGCUGUUACCAUUUGCACGCUGGGGACUGGCACGGCGUUCGGCGAGUCGAUCCUGGAUAACACCCCCCGACAUGCCACUAUUGUCACUCGGGAAUUCAGCGAGCUCCUACGUGUUGAACAGAAGGAGUUCAGGUCUCUGUGGGAGAAAUUUUAUCACUGCAUGGCCGGACUCCUCUCCCCACCGUAUGGCGUGAUGGACAGCAGUUGUGGUUCUGACCGAAUGCCAGGAAAAGAGAAUUUAUCCAACAGCCUGUUUGUUUCAGUCUCCAAACAUCCAAAUAAGUCCUUCACUGAAAGUCCAUCCAAACUCCGGCCUAAAUGUUCCUCUCAGGUUUUUUCUGAAAGGAUCCUCCAUGCUGGGAAAAUUCUCCGCAACACCAUCCUCUCUGCGGCACCUCACAUGAUCCGAGACAGGAAAUACCACCUGAAGACUUACAGGCAGUGCUGUGUGGGGACAGAGUUGGUUGACUGGCAGAUGCAGCAGAACUCCUGCGUCCACUCUCGUGUUCAGGCCGUGGGCAUGUGGCAGGUGCUGCUGGAGGAAGGAGUUCUCAACCACGUGGACAGAGAAACGAGCUUCCAGGAUAAGUACAUUUUCUAUCGCUUCCUGGACGAUGAGCGGGAAGAUGCUCCUGUUCCGAGUGAGGAGGAGAGGAUGGAGAGCCACGAGGAGCUGCAGGACACUCUGCUGUUCCUCUCACAGAUUGGACCUGAUGCACUAAUGAGGAUGAUUCUGAGGAAACCUCAUUCUGAAAGAACAGCAGAAGAGUUGGAGAUCAUUUAUGAAGAACUCCUUCAUAUAAAAGCCUUAUCUCACCUGUCCACCACUGUAAAGAGAGAACUGGCUGGAGUUCUUAUCUUUGAGUCCCAUGGAAAAGCAGGAACAGUUUUGUUCAAUCAGGGGGAGGAGGGCACAUCCUGGUACAUUAUUUUGAAGGGAUCAGUGAAUGUUUUCAUCUAUGGAAAAGGUGUGGUUUGCACCCUCCAUGAAGGAGAUGAUUUUGGGAAGCUGGCGCUUGUCAAUGAUGCCCCUCGUGCUGCCUCCAUCAUCCUGAGAGAGGACAACUGUCAUUUCCUGAGAGUGGACAAAGAGGACUUCAACAGGAUUUUGAGAGAUGUGGAAGCCAACACUGUACGUCUGAAGGAGCAUGAUCAAGACGUUCUGGUGUUGGAGAAAAGUCUGAACAGUGGACGAAACUCCAUCCAUGGCUCAUCUGCAUCCCAUUACAAAUACAACAUAAUGUCGGGAACGCCGGAGAAGAUCUUGGAGCACCUUCUGGAAAUGAUGCGAUUGGAUUCCCAGCUGACAGAGUCAGACUCAGCCUUAGAUGAUUUUGUGCUCAUGCACUGUGUCUUCAUACCCAACAGUCAGCUGUGUCCCGUGCUGAGAUCUCACUACCAGGCCCAGGCCUUGCAGGGCUCCGAGCAGGAGAAGCUGGACUACACACUGAACAGCAAGCGCAGGGUGAUCCGUCUGGUGAUGAAAUGGGCCGCUGUGCACGGAGAACACCUGCAGCAAGAGAACACAGCCUUUCUGGAGGAGUUCCUCAGGGCGGUAUCUGAUGACGCCAAAGUGCUUCCAGCCCUCAGGGAUCAGCUCACAGAGUUGGAGAGGAUUGUAAAGAACAAUGCAGAAGAUUUUAAAGCCUCACAGAAAAAGCGCAAAAUCCUUCUACAGCAGUUCAGUACGGGGGACGAGAAACUUCAGAAACGCCAACCAAUCAAGGGUAAUGAUGAAAUUCUGUUCAAAGUCUACUGCUGUGACCACACCUACACCACCAUCCGGGUUCCUGUAGCCGCGUCGGUCAGGGAGGUCAUCAGUGCUGUGGCUGACAAGCUGGGGUCAGCGGAGGACCUGAUCCUGGUCGGCCUCAGCUCAGCAGGAGAGAAAACAAUCUUUAAACCAAACGAUGUUUCAGUCUUCUCAACACUCGGCAUAAAUGGACGACUUUUCACCUGCCAGACGGACCAGCUGGAUUUGUUGACUCCUCUGCCAGAACAAGAGGGCCCCAUCUCAGGAUCGCUGGCUAGUUUUGAGUUGAUGAGUUCCAAAGAUGUCGCUUACCACAUGACCUCCUAUGACUGGGAGCUUUUCCACUGUGUACAUGAGCUUGAGCUCAUCUAUCACACAUUUGGAAGGCAGUAUGUAAAGAAAACCACCGUGAACCUGGAUCUGUUCUUGAGGAGGUUCAAUGAAAUCCAGUUUUGGGUGAUCACAGAGGUUUGUCUGUGCUCCCAACUGAACAAGAGAGUGCAGCUUCUCAAAAAGUUCAUCAAGAUUGCAGCUCAGUGUAAGGAGUACAAGAAUUUAAAUGCCUUCUUUGCCAUCAUUAUGGGACUGAGUAACCCAGCAGUGAGCAGACUGAGUCAGACCUGGGAGAAACUUCCCAGCAAGUACAAGAAGUUUUAUGGAGAAUUUGAAAACUUAAUGGACCCAACCAGGAACCAUCGCGCUUAUCGACUCACAGUCUCCAAACUGGAACCUCCUAUCAUUCCAUUCAUGCCCCUGAUGAUUAAAGACAUGACAUUCACACACGAGGGCAACAAAACACUUAUCGACAGUUUGGUCAAUUUCGAGAAAAUGCGGAUGAUAGCAAAGACGGUGAAGAUCGUGAGAUACUGCAGGAGUCUAACAUUCAGUCCCGAUUCUCCUCUGGCUGGGAAGCACCACCUGGACGUGUUGGCUUACGUCCGUCAACUUCACAUCAUCGACAACCAAAGGACGCUAACGCAGCUCUCUCACAGCCUCGAGCCCCGCAGGUCUUGAAUCCACUCAGGGCCUGAUUUUAUUAUUUUUUUACCUUCUGAUGCUGCUUCUCAACAUGACGCAUGCUCACGCUGAUCUGAGUUUAAUCCAAACACAGGCAAUCACAUGGAGGACCUAAUGAGACAUCAGAUAAUGAGAUAUUGUUUCAUUGACUUGUUAAGCCUUUUAUUACAGUAAUCUGUGAUUUUUCAACAACAGUAAUUGUUGUGAGAUGAAGUACCUCUCACAUCGGUGUCAUGCAGAUAUCAUAUCAUCUCCGACUCAAACAGAAGAAAAUAAAGCUCUCUGGGUGGUAGGGUUUUCAUUUAUUAGAGUAUUCUUGUAAAAUGUAAAAAAAUGAAACACUAGGAUGCUUUAAAAAUGUUAAAUAUUCAUGAUGUUCGUUCGUUUUGUAUCUUUUUGUAUCAAACAAUAUUUAAACUAAUUUAUAUUAGUAAUAAACUUGUACAUUUUGUACAGAUAUUUAUCCUGACUUUAGCAUGAAGAUGAUGCAAUUUAAGGAGAAAUAUUUUUAAAUUCCUGAGAUAUUGUAAGCCAGUUAGAAAUAUUUAGCAGGCAUUUGUGUACAAUGACACUAUUGUUGUAUUCUGUUGUGUCAUUCUGUCAAUAUGAUGUUUUAGCUCAUAGCAUGCCAGCUUUUGGACAUCUUUAUUUGUUAGUAAACAGUUUGAGUGAAAUAUGUCCUUUUAUGGGAACUGGGACAAUGAGCAUUAAACUGGAACUUUCUAAAAAAUCUCAGACUUGUUUCUUCACAUGUGUGUAACUAGUUUUAUCUGAGUUAUUUAUUUACCUUUAUCUUUAAGAAUGGUUUAUUAUGAGGUUCUCUCGACGUUAUUAUGGCAUGGGUACUUUAAGUGCAAGCACAUGUUCUGACUGGUGGAAGGUGUGCUAACUCUGUGGUUUGCCCGGGGUUGCCCCAUCAUGUGGGUCGUUGGGUUCUUGUCACGUGGUUUAUAAUAGCCCGGUUAUUACAGUUUUGGCUCUCAUUACUU